Tilletiaria anomala UBC 951 is the source of this 5150-nucleotide messenger RNA. RefSeq lists its product as uncharacterized. The record is from RefSeq and is a predicted model, not a curated record. The coding region runs from base 102 to 4895 and encodes 1597 amino acids. NCBI's taxonomy places the organism in Eukaryota, Fungi, Basidiomycota, Exobasidiomycetes, Georgefischeriales, Tilletiariaceae. The transcript has 5 exons.
CUUUCAUCACAGACACAAACGUGUCACACGCGGCGCAGUCUGGGGUUUCAACGCACCUGAGAGCAGAGGUGGGUAUCUUGCGCUCUGUCGCCUUCCUCACCAUGGCCGACUCGUGGCAGCAGCUGCGCCAGCCCGCGCCGUACGGCACGCAGCAGGCACCGCACGCAGCAGCCCCCCCCUCUUCUUCGUCCGCCAUCGUGCCGCCGCUUCACGUGAACGGUUCACCACAACAGCCCUUUGUCAGCAGCCCCAGGGGAAGCAUUUCCUCGGCGACCGGUCCUCAUCCGUCGGCGGCCGCAGGAGCAGCCCAUCUCCAACACAGACAUCAGCUCUCCCUCCCCCCGCAGGGCUUGAUGGGCGGGGCUGCCCCCGGUGCGGGACAACCCGGCCCCGGGGCUAUCGGAGGACCACCCCCGCAGCCAACCCCCUUCCGCCAGCUCCCUGCACAGGAUGCAAGUAAUGGCAGCGGAAUACCCCUCUCCCCUUCCUUCCGGGACUCCGAUGCCGGCGGCAGCGGAGGUGGCCCUCACUCCCAGGUCCAUCGCAGGACCCAGUCACUGCGCCCCUUUUCUGCGUUCCAGCCACUCGACAAAUCCUCCUCGCACGACGGCCACGCCGGUCUACGCCCCCCGUCGCCCACCGACUCCACCUCGCGCUCCAUCCGGUCCACGCCCGCUCCGCUGACCUUCAAGAGCCCCGACCUGCGCAAGGCCCUCGCCCUGCACGAGGCCCAGGCAAAGAAGAUCUACAUGGAAGGCUACCUGUCCAGGCGCGAGGAGCUCUCCGCAGACGGAAAAUCACUGCACCCUGCAGACCCCAAGAAGCAGUGGCAGCUCUGCUUUGUCCAGCUGUCCGGCACGGUGCUGAGUACGUGGAAUGUCCGCGCCAUGGAGCACGCGGCAAGGAAUGGGCAAGAGGUGCCGCCGUCGUAUACCAACAUUACGGAUUCAUUUGUCGACUACGUUGGUCACCUCACAGAGGACAAGAACAGCGUGGUCAACAGCAAGGGCCAAUACGACAACGUCUUUGCGCUUAAUACGGCUGGCCACAAUCGCACGUACUUUUGCGUCGAGGGCCCUGUCGGCCGGCGUCUCGUCCAGGCCUGGGUCAACGCGAUCCGCCUCGCCUCAUGGGAGAAGGUGCGGCUCGAAGAGAUCUACACAGGCGCGCUCCUGCGCGCGCGCAUGGGUGCCGUCGGCGCGCUGCAGCGCAAAGGCUCCUUGUCGCGCAGCAGCAGCGGCAGCGCAGCGCCGCCGCCCGAGAUCGAGGAGGAUGAGGCGAGCAUCUCGACGAUGGCCAUCAAGUCGCCCCUGGCCAAAGGCCGGCUGGAGGGGUGGGUCAAGGCGCGCUUCAUGGGCUCGACCGAGUGGAAGCGCUGCUGGCUCGUCCUGUACGACAAGCCCGAGGACGCUGAAACCAAGGGCAGCAAGUUCUGGAGCAAGCUAGGUGGCGGAGGAGGCGGAGGCGGUGGUGCGGGUAACCGACACAGCAUCAUGAGCCUCACUGGCUCGCCUAUCACACCCGGCGGCUCGCCCGGCUCAGGCCCAACGUUGGACCAGAUUGAGCCGCCGCCCGGCUCGAACGGUGCCAGAGGCAUCGGCCUGUUCUACGAAAACAAGAAGGCCAAGCAGCCGUUCGCAGGGAUCAUGUACGCCGCGCACGCUUUUGCCGUGUACCCAUCUCGCCCGGAGCUCGUCGAGGGCUCGAGCCUGUUCAAGGUAGAGGGCGCAUUUCCCCUCGGGCACGUCCUCUCCGGUACGAACCGCGUGCGCCAGACUGGAUGGGUUAUGCUCAUGCCCGACCUCGAAGGCGGAACCAACAAGGGCGCGAACGCGGAGAUGAUGAAAUGGGUUAUCGGCUUCAUGGACGCCUUCAAGCUGUAUGGCCGCCCUGCGACGAUCGAGUGGGAGCCGCGCAACCCAGUGUCGGCUUUCUUUGCUUACCCGAUUGGGCCCUACAAGGACCGCCUCUUCCUCGACCGCGAGCUCGCCGAGUUCCUCGACGUCCGCGAGGAGCGCCACCUCGCGCACAGGGCCAAUCUUCACGGCAUCAUGGCCAUGCGCAUGCGCGGCGAGCGCACACCCAUCCUCUCGCCCCUACCCCAGCCCAACAAGGAGAGCACGGCCGCGCUCAACGUUGGCGUCACCGCCUCUGCCGCCGUCCAGGAAAGUCCAAGCGCUGGCGCCACCGUCGUCAACGGCCUCGGAUCCACCGCCAGCCCCGAGCUGCCGGUGCUCAGCAAAGACUUUUCGUCGUUCGACAUUGAACUCCCUUUGGAACAGCAGGCACAGCAGCAGCAGCCAUUCCCGGCCGAUAGCGGCACCAGCAGGCACAACGGCCAUGGUGCUGCGCUCGACUCGAUCGGCGAGCGCUCGCGCGAGGGCAGCGCCAUGGCCGGCACCACCGCAUUCACGGGCGCCGCGCAGCAGCAGCACCACGCCCAGGGGCCUAGCGCUGAGCGCAAAGCCAGCUCGUAUUCGAUACACUCGUCCACGCCAGGUGCCUGGGUCUUGCCUGCCGCUGACGCUGCCGCCGCCGAAAGUUCGCAGCAACCGCAUCAGCCGCCAAUGCCGCCUCAGAAGGUUUCUCCGCCGGCAGCAGCUCACGCAGCGCCCGGCAUCGCCAGCCCUGCUCUGCUCGUCAAUGGUUCGUCCGGAAGUCAUACUGCGGCUACGAAUGGUAUCGACGCCUCGGCAUCUGCACAGGUAGCAGCAGCAGCGGUUGCACCGGACUCUGCGACCGGACCAGCGACGCUGGCACCUAGCGGACGCGGCGCCGAAGCGGGGAUCUUGUCAAUCAACAAGAGGGCAUCCGACGCGGCAUUCGGAAACUACGAUGAAGGCGCUCUGUUCUACAUGCGCGCCAUGUCUGAUCAGCUCCCUGCCACCCCUUCUUCACCUUUGCCUGCGUCGACGCCUGCAACUGCAGCGGCAUUUGCGCUUGCCUCCUCGCAGCAGACCGCAGGCCCAGCACCACCCAGCAAGGACGCAGCCGGCGUCUCGCGCAUGGACUCGGUGCGCACGUAUGAGUCCAGCUCCGCGUCAUCGUAUGCUCCACAGCAGCCGCGGCAGGCAGAAGCUUCGUCGCAGCCUGUAGCGCAGCAUGCGUCUGCGCACCUGCAACCACUACAGCAGGCACAGGCACAGUCUACUCCACUCGAGGGCGCCUUACCCUCUGUUGUCCCCGUGUCUGCUGAGCCUGCUUCAAUCUCUGUACCUCCUGCUGAAGCUGCAGUUGCGGCACAGCACGUGACACCCAACAAGGCGUCCAUGCGUGCUUCCGGCCGCCCGGACGAGAGCCUCGGCGAAAAUGCACUUGCGGCGUAUUCCUACCUCGAGAAGCCCCCUUCCCCUGUCGUCGUCAGCCGGCCGAACAUGGAACCGCAGCCUCAACAACAGCAGGAGAGUGCAGCAUUCGCUUCGCGGCCGCCAAACGCGUUUCCGUCCUCGUUUAACGCCAACAAGCGUGCCGCCGAGCGCAAGACGGCUGCCCAGCUCCAGGUGCAGGCGCACCAGGAUGCGCUGAGUAAGCCUGGACGCCCGAAGCACAAGCGAAAGAGGAGCAAGGGCGCGCAUGCUUGGGGUCAGGAGAGCAGCGAAGAUGAUGAGGACGAUGAAGAGGAGGAAGAAGAGGAGGAGGAGGAGGAAGAGAAGGAGGAGGUGCGUACAAGGCCCCCGUCGACGGGGCCUGCUGCUGCAUUCAAGCCGCGAUCUCGCAGCGCGUCGGAGCAGGGUUCGAUUCAGCAAGGCCUCCCGUCGUCCCAGAGCUCCCAACGUGACCCACACGAGCUGCCGUCGGCUAACGGAAUGCAGCAGAUGCAAGGCGCACCACCGCUGCGCACCGGGGAGUUUGGCGGAUACCGCACCGCAAGCCCUUCGCAAAACACUUCGGGACGCGGCUCACCCGCAGGCGCAGCAUCACGCCUGCCGCCCAUGGUUAAUACACGUGUUUCCACGAUGUUCAACAGCCAUCUGGGCAUGCAGCACUCCGACUCCUUUGGGCCCCAGACAACGCCGCCGCAGAUCCGGGGGUCCUCUCCGGGGCUGGGCCGUAACACCUUUGUCCAACUGAGCCCGGAUGAGCAUCCGGGUGCAAUGACCGCCGUCUUUCAACCUCACGGCCUGCUUCAAGCUGGCGUCCAGGAGAAAGCCGAACGAUCUGCCAAGGCGCAGGAAGCCGAGGCCAGGAUGCAAGGGGGCCACCUGGUCAAUGUUCCGAACAAGCCGCCUCCUCCACAGGCUGGCCUGCUCGGUGCGAUCACCGCGCACGAGAAGGAUCGCAAAGGCGCCGGUGGCUACGGCGCCACGCUCACCGAGCGUGAGCGCGACCGUGUCACUGCUGAACGCAAGCAGCGCGAGGAGGAGAUGUUCCGUCAGCAGCAGCAGAUGGCAAUGCAGCAAAUGGGCGGAAUGGGCGCAGCUGGCAUGCCUUUCAUGAACCCGUACAUGAUUUGGCAGCAGACGAUGAUGCCCGGAAUGAUGCCGCCAUGGGGGAUGCAGUCUGGCUUCGGAGGCAUGCCCGGCUACGCUGGCUCUCAAGCGCCAGGCGGAGGAAUGCCCAACAAUGAAGCAAUGGCCGCUCAGGCCCGGCAAGCUGCGCAGGCACAGAUGCAGGCGAUGCAGGCGGCCCAAAUGGCGUACGCGCAAGCUAUGUCGCAAGUGGGAGGUGAAGGAGGAUCGGUGAUCGGAGGACUGGCUGGAGGCAGCAUGCCAAUGAGCAUGCCUCCCAUGUCGGCACCUUUCAACCCAUACAUGAGCAUGAUGGGCGCCCCGAUGCCACCUUUUGCAGGUUACAUGCAACAAGGCUCCGAAGCGGGUAGUCCAUCUGGGUCGAGACCCCCGCAUGAACGCGAGCAAUCUCGAGAUCGUGCUCGAGAUUCUCCUCUGCGACGCUAAGGAUUCGGAAACAAACCCCAAAAGGAAUCAUGGACUUUAUGCUACAGUAACUCCAAUCGGGAUAGGAAUGUUCACGCUGGGGGGCCACAGACUGGACCGACCAUCUCAUUGAUCUGCUGCACGAGCGAAGCUACCACGAGACCUGGCGCUCUGGCAGCUUCAACAACGAUUACUCCGUACUCAGAGUGUGGAUCGGGUUCUUCUAGAGUUUCUAGCUGGCUUCUUAGCAUUUGCUCCUUCAUGAAAUGCCCUUUG